AUGGAAAACUAUACAUACAACAGCCUCACUCUUCAGCUUGAGGGGUUAAGGGUCACCAAGACUAACACAUACCCUGUCUUCUUAUUCUUGCUCUUGGCCUAUGUUUUCAUCUUAAUUGCCAAUGUGGGCAUUUUGGUCUUGAUAUGGACGGAGAGGAGCCUGCACCAGCCGAUGUACCUGCUCUUCUGUAACCUGCCGAUCAAUGAUGUCAUGGGAAACUCGCUCCUGGUUCCCCGGUUGCUCGCCGACAUCCUGGUGCCUCCCUCUGAGCGCCACAUCCACUACUAUGAGUGUGUAAUGCAAGCUUUUACUUUACAUAUGCUUGGCACCAAUGCACACACAGUCCUGAUGAUUAUGGCCUUUGACAGAUAUGUGGCCAUCUGCAGCCCCCUGCGCUACGCUGCCAUCAUGACCAACAAAAUGGUGAUCAAGCUGACAGUUGCUGCCUGGGGAGUGGCCUUUGUUUUGGUCGGGAUUCUGCUCGGUCUGACCAUACGCCUGAACCGAUGCAGGACUCUGAUCACCAACCCUUACUGUGACAACGCCUCGCUGUUUAAGCUCUCCUGUGAGAAUGUGUUCAUCAAUAACAUCUAUGGCCUCGCUUUCACUGUGGUUCUACUCACCUCCUCUAUUGGCAGCAUCGUUCUCACCUAUACUAAGAUUACAGUAGUCUGUCUGACCAGUAGGAACAAGUCUCUGAACAGUAAAGCCCUGAAGACCUGCAGCACUCACCUGUGCCUGUAUCUGAUCAUGCUCGCCAGUGGGAUGGUCCUCAUCACCCUCCAUCGCUUCCCUGAGUACGCAGAGUACAGGAAGAUUUCAGCCAUUCUCUUUAACGUUAUUCCUGGCAGCCUCAACCCCGUCAUCUACGGGCUGCAGUCCCAAGAAAUUCACAAGUGUUUGUCAAAUAUAUUCCAGCUCAGAAAAGUUAAAACAUCAUUUUAAUGUGUGAUGAAAAUUGUAAAUUAAUGUAUCUAUCUUCAUUUUCAUCUG
Messenger RNA from Xiphias gladius (swordfish), 993 nucleotides. Its product is annotated as putative olfactory receptor 52P1. Lineage: Eukaryota; Metazoa; Chordata; Actinopteri; Istiophoriformes; Xiphiidae. The transcript has a single exon. Gene Ontology annotation, biological process: G protein-coupled receptor signaling pathway. Gene Ontology annotation, molecular function: olfactory receptor activity; G protein-coupled receptor activity. Gene Ontology annotation, cellular component: membrane. The record is from RefSeq and is a predicted model, not a curated record. The coding region runs from base 1 to 945 and encodes 314 amino acids.